Messenger RNA from Fulvia fulva, 303 nucleotides. RefSeq lists its product as uncharacterized. Lineage: Eukaryota; Fungi; Ascomycota; Dothideomycetes; Mycosphaerellales; Mycosphaerellaceae. The record is from RefSeq and is a predicted model, not a curated record. The transcript has a single exon. Bases 1 to 303 code for a protein of 100 amino acids.
AUGCCGAACAAGAAAGAGCAAAAGCUGCGCGAAAAGGCACGAGCAGCACGCGAACAGAAAGGGAAGUUCGCCACCACUGAGCAGCAGCAAGAUUUUGACACAGGUGAACUCGGUACAAGCGUCGUGGAGCUGCUAGACAAGGCACUCGGCAGCAAUAUCCUUGAGGAUGUGAAGUCAACAGACCCGGCGAAGUUCAAUAAAGGCGCUCAGAUCUUCGAGUUCCGCGAGGUCAUGCAAGAAGUGCUUGUCGCUCUAAAGAAGGCGGACAAGAUUGCACGUGAGAAAGACAAGGCGGAAUUGUAA